UCCUCUGAGCUGCGGCAGAGCUGACGCAAAGUUGCGUGUUAGGUACAGCAGAAGUCACCUGCAGUCAGCUUUUAGGGUCCGUUUUUUUAACCUUUUCGUUAUAAAACCACCGUCUCAUCUUCAGCAGAGGGUUAUUUUACGCGGGUCAACAUGGCGACCGACAUAACAAAAGGUGUGGACAAAGUAUCAGUGGCCGAGCUGUACGUGUCUGAUAAAUGUGGCAGCGACGAGGACGGAGACGGUUCUGAGCAGAAACCCUUCAGAACUCCUCUAAAGGCGCUGCUGUUCGCUGGGAAGGAGCCGUUCCCGACUGUCUAUGUGGAGUCCCAGAAGGAGGGGGAGCGCUGGUCGGUGAUCUCCAAAACCCAGAUGAAGAACGCUAAGAAGGCCUUUAACCGCGAGCAGAUGAAGAACGAUGCCAAAGACAAGAAAGAGGCUGAAGACAACGAGAGGAGGGAGAGGAACCUGGAGGAGGCCAAGAAGAUACUCGUCACGAAGGACCCAAACCUGCCGGAACCAGAAACGGUUAAAAUCCACCAGCUGGAGGCCAAGAGAGGUCAGAGGGUCAAAGUGUUCGGAUGGGUCCAUCGUCUCCGGCGGCAGGGGAAGAACCUGAUGUUCAUCGUGCUGCGGGAUGGAACCGGGUUCCUCCAGAGCGUUCUGUCUGAUAAACUGUGUCAGUGCUACCACGGCCUGGUUCUGUCUACAGAGAGCACCGUGGCUCUGUACGGUACCAUCACUCCGGUUCCUGAGGGGAAGCAGGCACCUGGCGGCCACGAGCUUCACUGUGACUUCUGGGAGCUGAUCGGCUUGGCGCCAGCAGGUGGCACCGACAACCUGCUGAACGAAGAGUCUGACGUGGACGUGCAGCUGAACAACCGACACAUGCUGAUCCGAGGAGAGAACGUCUCCAAGAUCCUCCGGGUCAGAUCCACGGUCACGCAGUGUUUCCGGGACCACUUCUUCAGCCGUGGAUAUUACGAGAUCACUCCGCCCACGCUGGUUCAGACCCAGGUGGAGGGCGGCUCCACCCUCUUCAGUCUCAACUACUUCGGCGAGCAGGCCUACCUGACCCAGUCCUCCCAGCUCUACCUGGAGACCUGCAUCCCCGCCUUGGGAGACACGUUCUGCAUCGCCCAGUCCUAUCGGGCCGAGCAGUCCCGCACCCGCAGGCACCUGUCUGAGUACACUCACAUCGAGGCGGAGUGUCCCUUCAUUUCUUUCGAGGACCUGCUGAACCGGCUGGAGGACCUGGUGUGUGACGUGGUGGAUCGGCUGCUGAAGUCCCCCGCUGCAGAGCUGCUGCACGACAUCAACCCGGAGUUCAAACCCCCCAAGAGGCCGUUCAAGAGGAUGAACUACAGCGAAGCCAUCGAGUGGCUCAGAGAGCACGACGUCAAGAAGGACGACGGCACCUAUUACGAGUUCGGAGAGGACAUCCCCGAGGCUCCGGAGAGGCUGAUGACCGACGCCAUCAACGAGACCAUCCUGCUCUGUCGUUUCCCCGCCGAGAUCAAGUCCUUCUACAUGCAGAGGUGUCCUGAGGACCGACGCCUCACCGAGUCGGUGGACGUGUUGAUGCCGAACGUCGGGGAGAUCGUCGGAGGUUCGAUGCGUAUCUGGGACUCUGAUGAGCUGCUGGAGGGGUACCAGAGAGAGGGGAUUGACCCGACUCCGUACUACUGGUACACCGACCAGAGGAAGUUUGGGACGUGUCCUCAUGGCGGUUAUGGUCUGGGUUUGGAGCGGUUCCUCACCUGGCUGCUCAACAGACACCACAUCAGAGACGUGUGUCUGUACCCGCGCUUCAUCCAGCGCUGCCGACCCUGAACUCCACACAUCUGGAUCAGCGCCCCCUAGAGCCAGCGUGUGCUGCUUGCUGCGCGUUGAGUCCACCGGUUUCUUCUAUCGUCUCAAAUCUCAUCGCUAACGAGCUUCUCAGACGGAGUUCUGCUCCUAAAAGCUUCGCCCUCGUCUCUUCUGUCACCUGAACUCGGCUGGAUCACGUUUAUCUUUACAGAAACUCACAGAUUUUAUCCUAAAUACUGCUGAACAGGAAGUCUGUCUAAUUAAAUCAGAUAUUUAUCUGGAAUUUGACUUUAAUAUGUAACGUUUAAAACUCAAAGUAUAAAUUCACAGAUAAAUAAAAGAUCUGAAGUUUGUUUCCUUCUGAAAUCAUUGUUUUCCCAUCAGUGCUGGUCCAAAAACGCCUCGCUGCUCGUUUGUUCUUCAUCUCAAAUGUGUGAAAAUGCACUGAAAUAAAACCCAUUCAACCUGGA
Molecule: messenger RNA, 2279 nt
Organism: Nothobranchius furzeri (turquoise killifish)
Lineage: Eukaryota; Metazoa; Chordata; Actinopteri; Cyprinodontiformes; Nothobranchiidae
Gene: nars1
Product: asparaginyl-tRNA synthetase 1
Biological process (GO): asparaginyl-tRNA aminoacylation
Cellular component (GO): cytoplasm
Molecular function (GO): ATP binding; nucleic acid binding; asparagine-tRNA ligase activity
Source: RefSeq, a predicted model, not a curated record